AGCAAAGCAACCCUUCCUCCUUUCUCUCUCUCUUUCUCUCUCUCUCUUCCUAUAAGCUCUUGCUUUACUGCUUCACUAUCAAACCAACCUCCAUCCAUUACUUCUCCAUUUUUCAAAUCCUCUUCAACUAGUGUGUAUCUCAUGCAUCAUCGUUCAUUCCCAUGCCCUAAAUUCUCAUUCCUCCUCUUUAAUUUCCUCUCUUCUUCUUCUUCUGCCUUAGUUAAUUAACAAGCUAGCUAAUUAGGGCAAAACACUGGAUUAUUCUACCUCUCUCUUCAGUGGAUGUGUUUCUUUGCUUUGCUUUUCAAACAUAGAUAGUAUAUAGGGUUUGAAAAAACAGAAUGGAACUUUCGAGUCAAGAAGGAGAUAUACCAAUCGCAGUAAACACCACCGCCAAUUAUGGUGGCAAUGGCCAUGGCGCCCACAUCAACAUUCACCACACCCAAAACCCUUCCAAUGGCUCCUCUAUGCACCCGCUCGACAAUGGACCCUACAAUAGCAAGCAGGAGGAGGAAGAGGAGGAGGAGGUGGUGGUGCCGCUCGUCAGGUACAGAGAGUGCCUCAAGAACCAUGCCGCCGCCAUGGGAGGAAAUGCCACCGACGGUUGUGGCGAGUUCAUGCCAAGCGGAGACCACGGAACCAUGGAAGCCCUCACCUGCUCCGCCUGCCGCUGCCACAGAAACUUCCACCGAAAGGAAAUCCAAGGGGAGCCCUCAGCCCCACCCCCGCCCUUGCUGGAGUACCACCACCACCACUUCAACACCGCCACCAGGCACCUCGCCGCUUCUAGAAAGUUCCUUCACAAGAACAUGCACCAUCAUCAUCAUCUCGGUUACCCUACUGCCGGCGGCGGUAACAUCCUUUCCGCUUACUAUCACCACCCGUCCGCAGCACCUCACAUGCUACUUGCCCUCUCCGGCGCUGGCAUCGCGGCGCCGCCGGAGAGCACCGCGGCACCAAUUUCCGCCGCCGCAGCUUUAGCGUCUCCGAGGAAGAGGUUCAGGACGAAGUUCAGCCAGGAGCAGAAGGAGAAGAUGCUGGCUUUUGCGGAGAAGGUUGGUUGGAAGAUUCAGAAGCAAGAAGACUCGGUUGUUCAGAACUUCUGCAACGAGAUUGGAGUCAAACGCAGAGUCCUCAAGGUUUGGAUGCAUAACAAUAAACACAACCUCGCUAAAAAAAACCUUCUCAUCAUUCCCCCAUCCUCUUCUACUUAAUUCUUUCUUAACCCUUCUUCUAUUAUAAUUAACUCUAUAUUCUACUACUACUACUACUACUACGUCUCUUUAAAUAUUAUAAUAUUUAAAAUAACAUCCUUAGUUUUUCUGUUAUCGUUCUCAUCAUGUAUGUCUAGUUUAGGAAUUUAAUUUCUUUUACUGUUUCUGGGUGGUGUUUUAAUUUGUUUAUGUCCUCAUCAAAGCCCCUUGUUAUUAGGUGAUGAAGACAUACAUGGAGUUAAUAUUAUUAGAGCCUGAUGGAUGAGAUACUGUGUGCGUUUAUUAAACAAGAUUUAUUUAUAUAUAC
Arachis duranensis is the source of this 1521-nucleotide messenger RNA. Its product is annotated as zinc-finger homeodomain protein 3. Gene Ontology annotation, cellular component: nucleus. Gene Ontology annotation, molecular function: transcription cis-regulatory region binding; DNA-binding transcription factor activity. NCBI's taxonomy places the organism in Eukaryota, Viridiplantae, Streptophyta, Magnoliopsida, Fabales, Fabaceae. Gene Ontology annotation, biological process: regulation of DNA-templated transcription; regulation of developmental process. The record is from RefSeq and is a predicted model, not a curated record.